CGUACUACGAGCCCACUGCGCGCGGCGCUCCAUCGAUUUUUCCAGUGAACGGGCAUUUUCAACCACCGCGCGAUAUUGUAAACACGUUCUGAGCCGACGAUGGGCUGGUGGUGUUAUUGAAUUAUACGACUUACGAGUUGUAGUGCGUGGGCGGGAGUGCGUAUAAUGUGACACGGGAGCACCAUGGCCGCGCAAAACAAAGUGGAGAGCGGGUCCGAGGAGAUGCCGGCUAACAAGCAGGCGGACCCCAGCACGGAGCAGAAGGAGCGGCUCAUAGCCGCCGUCAAGAAGGAGGUCAAGCAGUUGAUGGAAGAGGCGGUGACACGCAAAUUUGUGCACGAGGAAAGCGGCGGCGUGACAGCGCUGUGCGGCGCCGUCGAGCUGUGCCUCGGCCAGGGGCUGCGGCGCCGCGCGCUCGGCCUCUUCAAGACCAGCUCCACCACCGCGCUGCUGCACAAGAUCGCCAAGCACUGCCCCGAAGCGGCGUUGGUGUCGGCGCGCGUGCUGUCGGUUGAGGGUGCUCCGGCCACGCGCUCGGCCUCGGGGGUGGAGCGCCGGCCCUCCGUGCCGCGCCCGCCGCUCUGCAAAAGGGGCUCCGGGUCCCUGCUACCACAGUCGCCUCCUACGGCCAGGUAUCUAUGGAUACGCAUCGCGUUGUUUGAGAAGCAGCUGGCCAAGAUAAUCGAGUAUUUAGUGAACAACGCCACUCGGUACUACGAUAGGGACGCGCUAGUGGCGGACCCCGACUACGGGUCCAUACUCAGCUCGCUGCUGGUGGGACCCUGCGCCCUGGAGUACUCCAAGGCCAAAGCACCUAUAUGCUUCUGGACGGACCCGCCGGCUGAUGAAUUGGUCCAGCGACACAGAAUGUCGGCCGGUACGACGACGCCGCCAUCCGUGCGACGACCCAUUCUCAAUUUCAGACGAAGCCUAAACGCGUCUUCGGAGGACAGCGGAUCUACCAACUCAGGGUCCGGAAACGUCGCGAGUUGUGCCAAAGAUUAUGUGGAGAGCUUGCACCAGAACUCCCGAGCCACGCUUUUGUAUGGGAAGAACAAUGUGCGAGUGCAGCCGAAAGACGUGGAGGAACCCAUGCCUGGGUACCUGAGUCUACACCAGAGUCCCAAUGGGCUGAUCAUCAAGUGGACACCGAACCAACUCAUGAACGGAUUCGCGGAGAGUGAAGGCAUCGACAAAGGUUACCGCUGCCACCUAGUGCACAGCUCGGCGUGCCAGCACAUUUGUGUUCUGUGCAGCGCGCAGCCCUGCACCGUGUACAGACGGCGCUGCUCGGGCGCGCUGUGCAUCGACUGCGUGUACUGGGCGAUGUCGCUGCAAGUGUGUGUGUGGGAGACGGUGUACGUGCACGUGCACCGCGCGCCCGCCAGCGACGCGCUCAUACUCGUCGGACAGGACGGCGUGCAGAGACCGCCCAUACACUUCCCCAAAGGUGGACAUCUGCUCUCGUUCCUCAGUAAUCUUGAGACUGGAUUGCUACCACACGGUCAGCUAGAUCCUCCGCUGUGGUCCCAGCGAGGUACCGGCAAGGUGUUCGGUCGCCGGUCGCUGCGGCGGCGGCCGAUGCCGAGCCUGUGCGAGAGCGGCGAGGAGGAGGCGGACUGGGACGACGCCGCCGGUGACUACGUCUUCCGCAUCGUCAACAACACCAUCGCUGAUAGAGAAGCGGCGAUGCGCAGCUCGCUCUUGGAUCGUGUUAUGUCGUCCCCCCCGCGCACGCCGCGUCGCCCGUUGGCGUCCACGUCAACGACGUCGUCGGACUCCUCCACCAUGUCGGUGGACUGCCCGCCGCCGCUCAACGGCGCGCCCACCACGCCGGCCGCACACCCGCCUGUCGAACAGGUUGCAUCUAUCGAGUUGGUGUGCAGUACGAUGCGAAGGCAGAUAAUAUCCCGCGCGUUCUACGGGUGGCUGGCGUACUGCCGACACUUAUCUACGGUCAGGACGCAUCUCAGCGGGCUGGUUCACCCCAACAUUAUACCGACAGAUGGUGCUCAAGGUGGUCUUACAGUUGAAGUGUGGAGGUCUAUGAUGAAUGAGAAAGGUGCAGUAAGUGACAAGGACGAAGUGUAUAGGCUCGUUUACUAUGGAGGAGUACAACACGACAUUAGAAAAGAAGUAUGGCCGUUUCUACUUGGAUAUUACGAAUUUGGCUCAACAGCUGAAGAAAGGACUGAACAAGAUAUAGUGUAUCGACGACAAUAUGAAACUACCAUGUCAGAGUGGUUAUGUGUAGAAGCUAUAGUGCGGCAGAAAGAUAAAGAGCAAACAGCGGCAUCUAUCGCAAGGCUCACACAAGCCUCAGGGAAACCAAGAGUUGAAGUUGAUGAUAAUACAGAGGUAUUUGAAGAUGACUGCAGCGUCAUAUCAGACAAUCCACCAGUCGUAUCUCCCGAGGCUAGUGAAACAGAACCUAAAAGAUUAGACGUCAAACCAGUGCUAUCUCGAGCGCCUAGCAUAGACGAAGUUGAAAAUUUAGAAUUAGAUGAAGACAAACAACACGAUUCUAAAGCCAAUGGCAAAUCUGAUAUAAGCGAAGAAAAAGAUCAAACGGACGCUGAUAGCUUUAGUGAAGUGGACGAGAAAGAUGUGUGUAUAAGAAGUGUCGUUGAAAAUCCUGAUAUGAGAAGAGAAAGUAUUGCUGAAAUAAAGAGGUUAGCUGAGGAGAUCGUCCAGAAAGGAGAAGGGAGAGGUCCCCUGUGUAGUGUAGAUAGUGCCAAUAUGAAUGUCAAUGGAACCGACAAUGGUCCCAUAGAAGAUAAUCACACAAGCCAAACACAAGCACAGUGUACGAGCGUGAUAGUCACGAAUCCGUCGGUCGAUCUUGCCGUGUAUGGUGGAUCGCCUGCGUCUGGUGGAACUACAGCCAACGUAAGUCCAGCCCGGAGUCCACUAGGCGUAGUGCGUGAAGAAUCUCACUCGGGUGGAGCGUCGUUUGAUGCUCUGGAGCCGGACAACCGCGAGGCUCGCUCGGCGUGCGCGUCUCCUGCCAGCUCAAAUGGGGGAGUUUACUCGAACGAGCUUGUGGAGAGUUUCGCUCUCAACUUGCAUCGCAUUGAAAAAGAUGUCCAGAGGUGCGACAGGAACUACCCAUUCUUCAACGACGAAAACCUAGACAAAUUACGGAAUAUUAUGUGCACGUACGUGUGGGAGCACCUGGAGACGGGAUACAUGCAGGGCAUGUGCGACCUGGUGGCGCCGCUGCUGGUGAUCACGCGCGAGGAGGCGGUCGCCCACGCGCUCUUCUCCCGACUCAUGGACCGGGCCAAAGACAACUUCCCGUCGGGACAAGCGAUGGACGCGCAUUUUGCUGAUAUGCGAUCCCUAAUCCAGAUCCUGGACUGCGAGCUGUACGAGCUGAUGCACGCGCACGGCGACUACACGCACUUCUACUUCUGCUACCGCUGGUUCCUGCUAGACUUCAAGCGGGAGCUGCUCUAUCAGGAUGUGUUUUCGGCGUGGGAGCUGAUCUGGGCGGCGCGUCACGUGUCGUCGGAGCACAUGGUGCUGUUCAUAGCGCUGGCCUUGCUCGAGACGUACCGCGACGUGAUACUCGCCAACACCAUGGACUUCACUGAUAUCAUCAAGUUCUUCAACGAAAUGGCAGAAAGACACGAUGCCGCUGCAGUAUUAUCACUGGCGAGAGAUCUCGUCCUGCAGGUGCAAACGUUAAUAGAAAAUAAAUAAUUCAUCUUAAUCGAAAAAAUUGAUGUAGUAGAAUAAUAUUUACUAUGUAUACUACGACUUUGUAUGUAGUUGAAAGGUUUUGAAGUAAAAAUGGCGCGCUAACUAAAAAGGUACCAUUUUGGUAAAAGUAUCGAUUCGGGCACCACUAAACUUAUGGCUGUCUUAUUAAUCGAAUUAGGUACUGAGAUAUCAUCGAGAUGAGAAUUUUAUUUAUGUACAUCUUGUGAAAUCUUAAGUAGGAAUAUAAUAUUUAUACUUACUAAAUUAUAACAUAUUUAUAGGGUAUAGACACAUAGAUCAGUUUUUAUUACUUAUAUUGAAUGUUGUUGUUCCUUGUAACUAUAAAAAUGAAUGCCUAUCUAAACAAAUUAUUACUUACUUAUAUAUUUAGAUAUAAAUAUUAGGUGCGUUAUA
Molecule: messenger RNA, 4119 nt
Organism: Aricia agestis (brown argus)
Lineage: Eukaryota; Metazoa; Arthropoda; Insecta; Lepidoptera; Lycaenidae
Product: small G protein signaling modulator 2-like
Exons: 23
Coding region: 184-3705 (1173 amino acids)
Biological process (GO): activation of GTPase activity
Molecular function (GO): GTPase activator activity
Source: RefSeq, a predicted model, not a curated record